Messenger RNA from Carassius gibelio (silver crucian carp), 4615 nucleotides. RefSeq lists its product as uncharacterized. The record is from RefSeq and is a predicted model, not a curated record. Lineage: Eukaryota; Metazoa; Chordata; Actinopteri; Cypriniformes; Cyprinidae. The coding region runs from base 1896 to 3269 and encodes 457 amino acids. The transcript has 2 exons.
AGACCUUUUAAAUAAGACAUGUAAGCUAAUGAUUUUAACUGAGUUUAAUCAGUGGUCACAGGGAGAAGUGAUGGGAGUUGAGGAGGAUGAGGAGACUGUGUCUGUAUGUUCAAGGAGGCCUGAGGUAGUCACAGGUUCCAUGUGAUACUUUAUUGAAUAUAAAAAAGUGAGACAUAAACCACUCGUUCAACUAUGUGGCUAGGAGCAGGUAGAACAUUCACAGUUGAAGAUCCCACAGCUCCGAUAGUCUGGCUUGCUUGUUGUUGGUGCAACCAUUCAUUUUCCCCCCUUCAAUGACUUCACGUCUUCGCAACUCCUCCAAUUCAACCUCCAUGUCUACAAGCUUCCCCCUCACCAAAAUUUAAAAAUAAAUAAAUGGGAGAACAGUAAACCUUACCACUUAACACAAGUUUCCUCCACUACCAAACUUCUGUCUGCAUCUUACCAGCUGCUGCUUUGCUGUAAAGGAAACACACCACAAAACCAAAACAAACCACAAUUAAACAGAGAUUUUUUUUUCUUCUGUGGCAUUCUCCGUUUGUCACUUCGAAAACCCUACCGACUAUGCCACUUGUGACCGGAUGACUCAGUCAACAUACUACUAAGGCCCAUACACAAGACACCAAAUUUUGAAGCCUCCCCGAUAACAGGCUUUCAACUAAAUGAAAAGGACAAUCAGAGACCAAAACACGUUGAGCUCAACAUCAAUAAUAAAAAAAUAUAAAUUAAUCCAUGUGAAUGAAUCAGCCCAAUGGGUUUCGUUAAUAAGUUCACAUGAGCCAGCCACCUCUACACCGGCCAAAGACACAAAAAAGGAGAGAAAUCUACUAAACAAAGAGACAGUUCACAAAAACAGAUUUUUCCUUUGGUAUUAUGUCUUGCAUAAAACUUUUCACCGCUCCAAAAAAAAAAAAAAAAAAAAAAAAAACACUUCAAACUAACCAAAACCAAAAAUACAAUAAUUUAAACCCACUCCACAACAACCAAAUAAACCAAAGUCAGAAAAACAACAACAACAACAAAAAAACAGAUAAACCACAAUUUAUCAGCUCCAUAAUGGAGCAGUACCAAUGUAAAGCAAGACAAAAGAAAUACAACCAACCCAAAUAACAAUAAAAAUUCAAUAAAUUGCAAUAAAAUCGAAUAAAUAAAAUACAAGCAAAAAAGUACACAUACUUAAAAUACACAAAACAACGAAAAAAAAAACACAAGGAAAUUACACCAGCGAACACCAGGUGGCACCAGAAUUAAAGGCCACGGUUUUACAACUCAUCCAAUGUGAACAUUAUACCUGAAAUAGUGAAAAUAUUCAAUGCAAUCGCGUGCGCACAAAAAUCAUGCAUCCCAAAACUGGAAACGGCAUUUAAGCCACAGCAAAGCAGCAGCUAGCAACUUCUGUAAAACAAAUGUUUUCGUUGUCAUACUUCUCCCUCCCCACUCCUCUCACAUUUGAAAAAGAAAACACACAAAUAGGGUAAGGGAUAAAUGAAAUUACCUUUGAUGUACAUAACACUCACAUGCUCACAAACAAUGCCCGAACGUUACCGAUUAAUCUAAAAUUACACCAAACAAACACAUUAAAAUCAAGUAUGUGAAUUAAGUUAAAUUCCCACAUGCACCCACAUUCUAAGUGUAUAAUUCCCUCCUGUCUAUAAUUCUCCAGCUGAACAAAACUUACCUUUAACGAGGAGUGAAGAAGAUACAGAACCUACGCAAACAGGUCACAUUGAUACAAUAUCAUGAGGAAACUACAUCUCACCUGUGUCUAUAUACUGUAGCUACGUGAUUACCUGAUGUACACACCCACCUUAUACAAUCCUCUUAUGCGCUAUUUUUAAAGGGGCCACGCAUUUAAAAGUGUUAAAGCAUCAACAAGGUACUUUCAACAAGAGACCAUGAAUAACUCCAAUAGCGUGAUUCUUUCCACGGGAAUAACAGAAGGGUUAAAUAUCACUGUAGUAAUAUCUGUAAUAUGUAACAUAUGUUGCCUUCAUCAAAAAUGUGUUACACUGUCUAGUCUCUGUUUCCCUGGGUGUCCACUAGUGGGCUCACUUCCCCUUAGGCACUUCACCGUAGGCACUAGAAUUCCUCUAGUCUGGUCCCGUCUUCACAGUAAUUGCAUUCCUGUUAAUUGCACCAGGUGCAGUCACUUGAUUGUCAUUAGCCUCCUUAUAUAUACCAGUCUUUUCCUGUUGUUUGUAUGGAGUCCUUACCCUUCGUGUCACCAGCCUUCUCGUCAUCCGAGAUUCCCAAUCAUCUUCUCGUCUUCCGAGAUUCACCCUAACCUCUCGUCUUCCGAGUUCCUUUCCUGUUCCCUCCUUUGUUUAUUUGUUUUGUUUAUUUUUGGACUGUCUGUUUGGCUUGACCUCUGCUUGAUAAUAAUAAUAGCCAGUAUUGAUAAUAAUGCCAGCGAUUGGAUCUCUACUCUCUCCUGUGUCUCUCUGGUGCGCGAAUUGUCACAGAAGGGCUCCAUCACUAAACAGAGAUCCAGCGGUAUGUCUAUUCACAUUUCCUCCCCAGUCACCGAGCGGGCGAGGAAUGGGUUCGAGGGUACUCACCUGGCCGUGUUCCGUGGGACCAGGGGAGGUCGCUCAGGAGUGAGUGGUCGAGAGGAGGUCCGGCAUCACUCUCCAAUAUGGCCCACCGGCGACCCUGAGUUCGGUUGGGAACCGCCGUCUAACCAUUAUGGACGGAGAGGGGAAAGGAGGCGCAAGUCUGUCGAGCCAGCACCGCUGCACAAGAUGGCCGCCAGCCCAGCGCCGCUGCGCAGAACCGCCGCCGACUCAGGACCAUUGCACAGAAUGGCCGCCAACCCAGCACCACGAGGCAAGAUGGAAGCCAGCCCAACACCACAGCACAAGAUGGCCGCCAACCCAGCGCCACUGCACAAGAUGGCAGCUACUGUGGGCUUUCCUGAGUUGAGUCAGGUGCCCGUUGACUCUCCAGAGUUGAGUCAGUUUCCGGUUGACCCUCCAGAGUUGAGUCAGGUUCCGGUUGACCCUCCAGAGUCGAGUCAUAUUCCCGUUGACCCUCCAGAGUUGAGUCAGGUUCCCGUUGACCCUCCAGAGUUGAGUCAGGUUCCCGUUGACCGUCCAGAGUCGAGUCACAUUCCAGUUGAUCCUCCAGAGUCGAGUCAGGUGCUCAUGGACCCUCCAGAGUCGAGUCAGGUGCUCAUGGACCCUCCAGAGUCAGGGUUAGUCACCAUCGACCUUCCAGAGGCCUGGCCUAGCUUUAGCUCUGAUGUGGCUGUGAGGAUGUUGGCUACAUGAGCGGGCGAAAGAGCGGCUCGCAUCGUGACCGAAUCCCAUACCACCCCAAGAAAAGUGGUCCUCUGUAAUGGAGAUAGCACACUCUUCUUGGUAUUGAGCCUCAAACCCAACUUCUGCAUAUGUGCGAGGACGACAUCUCGAUGCCGAACUGCCAACUGUUCUGAUUCCGCUAAAAUCAACCAGUCGUCCAAGUAAUUCAGAAUACGUAUGCCCUGCAGGCUAAGCGGGGCCAGAGCUGCAUCUACGCAUUUCAUGAAUGUGCGGGGUGAGAGAGCUGGACCGAAGGGAAGUACCCGAUACUGGUAUAUUUUGCCCCCGAAAGAAAACCUUAGGAACUUCCUGUGCUGAGGGAGGAUGGAGAUAUGGAAGUACGCAUCUUUUAGGUCUAUUGUGACGAACCAGUCCUCGGAUCUGAUUUGAGUCACGAUCUGUUUGAGUGUCAGCAUCUUGAAUUUUAAUUUCUGAACUGUACGAUUCAACAGACGAAGAUCUAAAAUGGGACGCAGCCCUCCAUCCUUUUUUGGAACAAUGAAAUAACGGCUGUAAAAACCCGAUGCCCUGUCGGGAGGAUACACCUGCUCUAUAGCAUUUUUCGCUAAAAGAGAUUUCACUUCUUGCUCCAUGACCAGAGCCUGCUUGGGAUGCACUACUGUGAGCAACACCCAGUUGUAGCGUGGGCGACGAGAACCGAACUGGAUUCUGUAACCCUUCUCUACUAUCUGCAGGACCCAUUGAGAUAUAUUCGGCAGACUUUUCCAUUCUGUUAGACAUUCUACUAAGGGAACCAGCCUCUCGAGGCUGGCCUCUGGUGUAAUUUGAACAGCUAGUUCGGGGACCUGAACCCGAAGCGCAGGAACCACCCGAGCUAACUGCUUUUGAACCCCCCUCAGAGGGAGCGAGCCCGACGCAGCGUCUGGGAGACACAGCGCCAGAGACCCGCUGGAGACCGCUGCGCCCCGAGGCACCAAGGGUGGCGGGGUUGGCAGGACGACCCCGUGAGAGCACCAAGACCGGACGGGCACCGUAUACUGAGGUGUACACCGCACUGUCUUGAUUGGGGCUGCCCUCACAGGUCUGACCCAUUUGGCGUCAAGACCUUUUCUUCUGAGCCGAAGCUUGUCUCCAUGAUUUUUGAGGAGGAGCGCGAUACGCAACACUCUCUUUUUGAAAAACACGAAAUGAGGAGCAUGAUGGCUGGGGCUGCCUUGUACGCCCAGCAGCAUCAGGACUAGAUCGGCGAGGGAGAAAACUUUUAAAAGCUUCAGAUUGCUUUUUAUUUUCUUGAAAUCUUUCAACCACUUCAUUCACAGCAUCACCAAACAGACCUAUGAGCAAUGAAAGCAACA